GGGGGGAGUGAGGAGCUUUUACCGCCGUAACACUGCAGAGAAGGAACUACAGGGAUAUUCGUACACAAGCAGAGAACUUCUGGGAGGAAGGAGUUUUACGGGAGGGAAAGAGAGAGAGAGGAAGUGAAAUUUGGGUUCCCCCGUAGUAAAGGAGGAAUGGUGCGGUCAGACCGGAAGUGAGGUGUCGCGCUCCGAGGGACUUCCGGUGAAGGAGGAGCGGCCCUGAGGAGGGGAAGCGCAGCGGUGGAGGGGCGGGGGCCGGGAGGCCGUGCCAUGACGAUGCUGUGCACGGCGGUGGUGAUGCUGGGCAGUUUGGCUCUGACCACAGCUGUGGUGGCCCACGCCUAUUACCUGAAGCACCAAUUCUACCCCACCGUGGUGUACCUCACCAAAUCCAGCCCCAGCAUGGCUGUUUUGUACAUCCAGGCCUUCGUGUUGGUGUUCCUGCUGGGGAAAUUCAUGGGCAAGGUGUUCUUUGGGCAGCUGCGUGCGGCUGAGAUGGAGCACCUGAUGGAGCGCUCCUGGUACGCCGUCACCGAGACCUGCCUGGCCUUCACCGUCUUCCGUGACGACUUCAGCCCCCGUUUCGUGGCCCUCUUCACCCUCCUCCUCUUCCUCAAAUGCUUCCAUUGGCUGGCCGACGACCGUGUGGAUUUUAUGGAGAGGAGCCCCAACAUCUCCUGGCUCUUCCAUUUCCGCAUCAUCUCCCUCAUGUUCCUGCUGGCCAUCCUGGAUUUCCUCUUUGUCAGCCACGCGUAUCACAGCAUCCUGACCCGCGGCGCCUCGGUCCAGCUGGUGUUCGGCUUCGAGUACGCCAUCCUCAUGACCAUGGUGCUCACCAUCUUCAUCAAAUACGUGCUGCACUCCAUCGACCUGCAGAACGAGAACCCGUGGGACAGCAAGGCCGUCUACAUGCUGUACACGGAGCUCUUCACUGGCUUCAUCAAGGUCAUCCUCUACAUGGCCUUCAUGACCAUCAUGAUCAAAGUCCACACCUUCCCCCUCUUCGCCAUCCGCCCCAUGUACCUGGCCAUGAGGCAGUUCAAGAAGGCAGUGACGGACGCCAUCAUGUCGCGCCGCGCCAUCCGCAAUAUGAACACGCUUUACCCCGAUGCCACCCCGGAGGAGCUGCAGUCCAUGGACAACGUCUGCAUCAUCUGCCGUGAGGAAAUGGUGACGGGGGCGAAGCGUCUGCCCUGCAACCACAUCUUCCACACCAGCUGCCUGCGCUCGUGGUUCCAGAGGCAGCAGACGUGCCCCACGUGUCGCAUGGACGUCCUCCGUGCCACUCUGCCCCCUCAGCCGCCCCCUGAAGCUGCAGAGCAGAACCCGGCGCCGCCUCAGAGCCCUCCGGGUGCUCAGCCCCAAAACUUCCCACAGGGGAUGCUCCCCCCGUUCCCCCCGGGGAUGUUCCCGCUGUGGCCGCCCGUGGCUCCGUUUCCUCCCAUCCCCGGUGCUCAGGGACCCCCCAACCCCGAGAGCCCUGCUGCUGCUCCAGCCACCUCCAGAGCCGGGGAUGGCAGUGCUUCGGGUUCGGAUGGCACUGCAGCACCGGGCUUUGCUCUGCCCCCCCCGUGGAUGGGGAUGCCAUGGCCGCCCAUUUUUGGGCUGCCCCCCAUGCCGGUUCCCCCCGCCGGCUUUGCGGGGCUGACAGAGGAGGAGCUGCAGGCCAUGGAAGGCCACGAGCGGCAGCACCUGGAGGCUCGGCUGCAGAGCCUGCACAACAUCCACACCCUGCUGGACGCCGCCAUGCUGCAGAUCAACCAGUACCUCACCGUCAUGGCCGCCAUCGGGUGCGGCCUGGGGUCAAGGGUUGGGGUCACCAAGGGGGUUGGGGUCAAGGGUUGGGGUCACCAAGGGGGUUGGGGUCAACAUUUUUGGUCCCCAGUGGGGAUGGGGUCAAGGGUUGGGGUCUCCAAGGGGGCUGGGGUCCCCACUGUGAGGUUGGGGUCAAGGGUUGGGGUCAACAUUUGGGGUCACCAUGGGGGUUGGGGGUCCCCAAAGGGUUUGAGGUCAAGGGUUUGGGGUCUCCAAAGACUCCGACGUCAACAUCUGGGGUUUUCAAGGAGCUUGGUGUCAAUUUUUUGUUCCCCCUCUUUUUUUUCCCCCCCCAGCUCCCCCCGUCCCGCCGCC
Phasianus colchicus (ring-necked pheasant) is the source of this 2133-nucleotide messenger RNA. The record is from RefSeq and is a predicted model, not a curated record. Lineage: Eukaryota; Metazoa; Chordata; Aves; Galliformes; Phasianidae.